This is a messenger RNA of Trichoderma asperellum CBS 433.97, 970 nucleotides long. RefSeq lists its product as uncharacterized. The record is from RefSeq and is a predicted model, not a curated record. Lineage: Eukaryota; Fungi; Ascomycota; Sordariomycetes; Hypocreales; Hypocreaceae.
CACGCAUCCGUCUAUCGUCCAGCCUCUGAUCCUGUGACUUCCGACGCCCGCAUGACGGAGCAUUUCAACUGCGCUCCAUUAGGCCAAGGACACUCACUACUCGAUCCUACCUAGCACUGCUGCUACUACUACUCACUGCUGCAUUUCCAAGAGCCGCAUUGCUAGGCACCCGCCGCUGCCUUGUUCUCCAACUAACCCCACACGCCAAACUCGCCGUUCCGCGCGCUGAGAGGGAGACGGUUCCAGCUUCCUACAACACUCAAAACGCUCUCCAGACACCGCGCGCGGCCAGCCCAGCAAGCAAAUCACUCGUCCCCGGUUUGUGUGGGAAUCGGUUCGUUUCGUUUCGUAGAGAGAGAGAAAGAAAGAGAGAGAGAGAGAGAGAGAGAGAGAGAGAGACUCUUGCGUUCUUUGGAGCUCAGCAGCGAUGGGCCUGGCUUACAAUACAUAUCUCACCAGCAACAAGAUCUAUGGUUGCAAGACAUGCAAGGCUCACUUAGCGAACCACGAGGACAUCAUCUCUCGGAACUUUCGUGGGCAGCAUGGCAAAGCGUACCUGUUCCAUCGAGUCGUCAACAUUGACACGGGCGAUCCAAAUGAGCGAAAUAUGACUACUGGCCGACACAUUGUUCGUGACAUCGCCUGCCAUCAGUGCAAAGAAACGGUGGGUUGGAAGUAUGACAAGGCUUUUGAGACCUCUGAAAAGUACAAGGAGGGAAAAUUCAUCCUCGAAGCCGAACUGCUAUGUAAUGUUGCUUAACCGGGUCUGCGCUUUUUGAUUUACUAUACGUGCGAUUCACUUGAAAUUUGGUAGUUUGUUUUUUAGGCGUUGAGCAUCUAGUUUCAGAGAGAAGCAAUUUCUUUUUUGUUUCCUUCCUUUUAUUUUGGGGGCUGGAGUGAUGGUUUAAAGGGUCAAAUUUUAGACAAAGCAUCAGUUAUUACUUGAGAUCCUUUAUCAAAUCACCUAUAA